Molecule: messenger RNA, 1605 nt
Organism: Paramecium tetraurelia
Lineage: Eukaryota; Ciliophora; Oligohymenophorea; Peniculida; Parameciidae
Exons: 5
Biological process (GO): intracellular signal transduction; protein autophosphorylation; peptidyl-serine phosphorylation
Cellular component (GO): nucleus; cytoplasm
Molecular function (GO): calmodulin binding; ATP binding; calcium-dependent protein serine/threonine kinase activity
Source: RefSeq, a predicted model, not a curated record
AUGGGCAUUUGUCAAAAAAAAUUAAUUCAAAGUUCCAAUAUUAAACAAAUUGGACCUACUGAUUUAGAAACCUAAAUUACCAUGAUUAAAACCCAUCAUUUUGAUAAGAACACACAAUCCUACUUAGUGAAGGAUGGUUGUGAUUAAAAAGAAAAGAUAAUGACAGUAGUACAAAAAAUCAAUGAUGACCAAUUAAAAUUUAUUAUGAACAUAACCAUUUAAAAUAUACAUAAAAUAGAAAAAGUAUAUUAAACUGAUUCCUAUUCAAUAAUAUUUCAAUCAAAACCAUAGGGUUUGUCCAUUUUUGAGUAUUGCCUUAAGAAAGAGUCCUUUGAUGAAUUAUCGGCUAAAUAAUUAUUCAAAUAAUUGAUCUAAACUUUAAAGAUGUUAAAUGAUUUAAAAAUUACAUAUUAUUUGCAAUCUCCUAAUCAAAUUCUAGUGACACCUGAAGGGAAUGUUUUAUUGAAUGGAAUUUAUAUCAAAUAAAAAAAGGAAUCAUUUACCAUAUCAAUCUUUAACCCUCCUGAAACUGAAUAAUCGGAUAUCGAGAAAUUAAACGUAUGGAAAUGCGGAAUUCUACUUUACAUUUUAUUGAAAGGCUCCUUACCUAAUAAAUAUAAAUAUCUAUAUCCUUAUACAGUGAAGGACUUGCAAAAAUAAAUAUUAUUUGACCCUGAAGAUCCCACAAUUCCAUUUCUUUAAAGAAAAUUAUUGAUUGAAAUGUUGAAUGAAUAACCUGAAUAGAGAUUGAAUUACAAUUAGAUAUUACACAAUUAAUGGAUUAUUGGAAAUUCAACCAAUGUAACUCCAAGAUAAGUUAUAAGCAGAGAAAUCGUUUAAUUUGACAAAUAUUUAUUAUAAUGCAUUUAACUUGAUUAAUAUUUAAAGGAAUUCAUUGAAACCCAUACUUAUCUGAAUAUAAGACAUGAUAUGCUAUUAUAAUCUUUUUCAAAAUUUGACUUAAAUAGAUCUAAAAAGAUUUAGCGAAAAGAUAUAAAUUAUAUAAAGUAAGUCUUAAAAAAUGAGGCAUUGAUUCUCAGUAUUUUAUACUUUAGUGAAUCCAAAACCACCUUUGUUUAUGAAGAGUGUCUUUAAUAAUGGGAAUAGUAAAUAAGGUAAUAGAAAUUAGAAAAUCUUAAGUCUUGUUUUCCUAAUUAGGAAGUCAAAAAAUCAUAAGUUGUUAAUUAUUUGUAACCAAAAAGGAAGAAAUAUGAAGAUGGAUUAAUCUUAAGUGACAAUUCUUAGAUGAUUACGAAUCUAACAAAAGAUAUUUAUCAGUUUGAUGAGUUUAUUUUAGAAGUUUAGAAAGGAAUUAAUGAAAAGGCGAAGGACUAUGUUAAGAACUAGAGAGUUUUUAUUAAGUCAGAAGAAAUUUAAUAGGAAUUUAAUCAAUUAUUAAAUAUGUUAAAAGCUGAUAAAGAAUAUUAGUCUAAUAAAAUCCAGUAAAAUGGGAUCAAGCAAAUCUAAUAAAUUUUAGGAAAGAAUACUAUGUUGAAUUUAGUAUUGUAAAAAGAAAUAAUAGAUCAUUUAGAAUAGUUUGAGAAAUAAGAUCAAAAAAAGAGUUAUAAAUAAUUAUUAAACUAAAUGAUAAAUAAAUUAUAAUGA